GUCGGAUAUUUUUUAUUUUAUUGUAAAUAUUAUCAGCAUGUUCCACAGAGAGUAUUACUUUCCUUAACAUGAUGCUACUUUAGCUAACUUUCGGCUUUACGUGCAGAAUCUUGUCGAGUUAGUUUGCAUUUAAGCUACUUUUCGGAAUGCAAUUUAUAAUAUCUGCAGUUUUGUAAACGUCUGUUCACAUCAUGGAUGGACAUGGUCAGACUAAUGAUGUUCAGGCAGAGCUGGAAUCGGUGGAGGCAGAGCUGGAACUGGUGGAACUCCAGAUAGCGGAGCUGGUUGAAAAGAAAACGGAGCUGACAUCCCGCAAAAACUCGCUGCUGUGCAUACUAGAGGAAGCCUGUGACGCUGCAUCAGGUUCCUCAAGCCAAUCUUCUAGAACUGCUUCUGAAAUGAGCAAAGAGGAGCUGCAACACUAUGAUGGCCUAGAUUUUUCCUGGUCCAAAAAUGUUGCGCACCACCUCAAUGAGUCAUUCCACCUUUCGAAAUUCAGACCACUGCAAAUGAGGGCCAUCAAUCUGACUCUUUCUGGAAAGGAUGUAUUCCUGGUGAUGCCGACAGGUGGAGGGAAAAGCCUCUGCUAUCAGCUACCUGCAGUCUGCUCCAACGGUUUUACACUGGUCGUGACUCCUCUUAUAUCUCUGAUGGAGGAUCAAAUCAUGUACCUGAAGUCCAUCAACGUGGCAGCAGAAAUGCUCAAUGCUUCGAGUACCAAGGACCACUCUAAGACUGUUUUAGCUGGUAUGAUUGACAAAAACGCCCCGUUUAAGCUUCUGUACGUGACUCCGGAGAAAAUCGCCAAAAGCAAGAUGUUCAUGUCUCGUCUGGAGAAGGCCAACAACGCCAAUCUUCUGAGUCGUAUCGCUGUCGAUGAGGUGCAUUGCUGCAGCCAAUGGGGACACGACUUCAGACCAGAUUAUAAACUGUUGGGCAUUUUGAAGAGGCAGUUUCCUAAAGUCCCAGUGAUUGGGCUAACAGCUACAGCUACUAGCGGUCUCCUCAAAGACUGUGGCGAGAUCCUGUGUAUAAAAAACCCAAUCACACUCAGAGCCUCAUUCAACAGAACCAAUCUCUAUUAUGAGGUUCGCGCUAAAACGUCAGAGGACUUAUUGAUAAAAGACAUCGCUUCGCUGGUAAAGAAUCGAUACAAGGAUCAGUCAGGGAUUAUAUAUGUAUUCUCUCAGAAGGACGCAGAGUCUGUGUCCUCUCAACUCCAACAGAGGGAUAUCUCGGCCGCUCCCUACCACGCCAACUUGAACCCUGACGAGAAGUCUCGCACUCAUCGCAGGUGGAUUGCCGGCAAAAUUCAGGUGGUGGUAGCCACUGUGGCAUUUGGCAUGGGAAUCGACAAACCUGAUGUCAGAUUCGUCAUCCAUCACACCAUUAGCAAAUCUGUUGAAAACUACUACCAGGAGAGUGGACGGGCAGGCCGAGACGAUCUUCCAGCCGACUGCAUCGUCUACUUUGGCUUUGCUGACAUCUUCCGCGUCAGCACAAUGGUCGUCAUGGAGAAUGUCGGUCAACAAAAGCUCAAUCAGAUGGUCACCUACUGCCAGAAUGUGGACAGGUGUCGUCGAUCUCUCUUGGCAGUACAUUUUGACGAAGUGUGGGAUGACAAACAAUGCAACAAGAUGUGCGAUACGUGCCGCGAUGGGAAAGAUGUCAUCUCCACCAACAUUACCGAACACGCCAGACAGGUGGUUCAAAUUUUAGAGCUAGCGGCAUCCAUGGAUGAGAAGCUAACGCCACUAAAAUUAGUGGAGGCCUGGAUGGGGAAAGGGCCUGCCAAGCACCGGAAGUCAAUCGAGACCACCACGCUGUCUCGACACCAGGCUGAGAGUGUGAUUGUCCAACUGCUACUGCAGGGGUACCUUAGGGAAGAUUUUAGUUUCACGCCAUACACGACCCACUUUUACCUCAUGCUGGGCCGCAAAGCUCCCUUGUUAAAGAGUGAAAGUCACAUUCUGAAUAUGAAGAUGCUGUCGCAAUUUUCUCAGUCUUCAUUGGAUGGGCCAGCUCCUAGUGAGGAUAUCAUUGGUAUGGUCCUGUCAAGGAAAGCUAACAUAAGCGCAACUGGUAAGACAGACAAAAGAACAGUCAUGACGUCCCAAAAUGUCAUUGAAGUGAGCGUUGAGAUCAGUACACCAGUUAAGUCUUCCAAACGUAAAUCCACCACCCCUCAAAGAGCGAGAAAGAAACCCCACGCCGUCCCCGGUUCGCCGUCCCCGUCCUCCUUUAUUUCGGAAACUGCAGUCGAAGAACUGAGUGACUUGCGAGACUACUACCGGAAUCAGCUUCGGAGAAUAAAUUACAUCUCCCAUGAGUAUUUGGGGCAGCCGGACGAGUCGGGGAUGCUGGCGUGCAUCCGGGAACCCUUGAAGUCCUUGCGGCUGCCUCGUGGAAUGACCAUCGCGCAGACGGCUCGCAGCUUGUGGACACGGGUCAGCGGUCGGAGGAAGUUGGUCCACCGGUGAUCGUAAAACAGGUUUUUGCUACAGUAAUAUUGAGAGAAGAUAUUAAAAUGAUUGAAACAUACUGUGUUUUCCGUAGUGUAAGACAAUCUAGUCAAAAAAAAUUUCUCAGGACUGCAAAAACGGUCCAAAAUUUUACAGAAUAGAUGCUCAAAAUGUUAAUGGUUACAAACGUUAACUUGGUAAUUUUAAGUCCCCCAUUCUGUCUUUUGGCGUUCCACAAGGUUCGUUUUGGAGCCACUGUUUUUUUUUUUUUUUUAUCUCUAGAGUCUAUUUUGAGAAGGCGCUACAGUUCCUUCCUUUGGGAAGUGGCCAAAUUAUUUUUUUCUGUUCAGGAAAAUUAAAUUCUGACCUUUGACCUCAUGACCCCAAAAUGCUAUCACAUGUUGAGAUUUGUAUCACACACAUAUGCUGUAGAUUUGAUAAUCCCUUUAUUCGUUCUUGAGUGAUGUUUACCACAUACUUCUGACCUCUGUCACCUUUGAUCUCAUACCCACAAAUUUUCUUCAAAUAGUCCUAUCAUCUGCCCUACAAGUUUAAGUUAACUAAUCCUUAAAGUUAUCGCAAAAUUAUUUUCCUGACCUUUGACCUCAUGACCCUAAAUUUAAUCACGUCUUCCAUUUCAUAUUAAAAACAUAUCCUGCAGGUUUAAAAAUAGUCCCUUUGUUCGUUCUUGGUUAUCUUAAACACAUAUUUCUGACCUCUGUGACCUUUGACCUCCUAUCCCCAAAUUGUCUUUAACACAAACAUACACUCAUCAUGUACCCUACAAAUUUAAGUUAAAUAGGAUAAUCUGUCAUCAAGUUAUCACACAAUUAUUUUCCUGACCUCUGUGACCUUUGACAUUAUGAGCCUAAAAUUAAAAUAUCUAAUUUACACUUAAGUUAACAUGCUGAAAGCUGGUAGUGUAAAGAAGCCCAAAUAUUAAUUAAAUUCUAACUUUUUUUAUACUGAUAACAUGAGUGCGUUUGUUUAUCUACACAUAAGCUAAUAUGCUGAUGUAAGAAGUAGCGUGAACAAGCUAAAGAUUUAAGCUUGUUUGUGUUGCGAGCUUUAGCAUGUUAGCUUAUCUUAUUGACAUGUAAGCUAACAUGCUGCCACCAGCAGUGUAAACAAGUUAAAACAAAAUCAACAAAAUUUUAGCUUGUUUCACUGCUAACAUCAGCAUAUUCGCUGAUCUACACAUAAGCUAAUAUGGUGACGUGAGCAGCACAAACAAACUAAAAAUUUAAGGUUGUUUGCGUUGCUAGCUUGCGCAUGCUAGCUUAUCUGCACGAUAGCCAACAUGCUGUAGCUAGCAGCAUAAACAAGUGAAAAUAUCAAGUACAAUUUUAGCUUGUUUCGUUGCUAACAUCGGCAUUCCCGCUGAUCUACACGUAAGCUAAUAUGCUGCAGCUAGCAGUGUAAACAAGCUAAAAUAUAAACUAAAAUUUUAGCUUUACGCUGCUAUAACAUGUGAAUGAAGCCAAUGCAUGCAUUCAUGAUUGAUUUUCAUGGCCCACACAAAACGAUGUGGUGGACCAGAUCUGGACCCUGAGCCACAGGUUUGACAUGUGCAAACAUAUCAGGAAAAGUUCACUAGCCUUUACUUUGAAAAAUGGUUUAAAAAAAUGGAUGCCAACACAUAGCAGUGUCAUGUGGUGCACAGUGGGGCGGGGCAGUGCUAAAUGACCAGCUGGCAGGAGUUCUCUCAUCCCUCGCAGUGCCAGUCUUAAUUACACAUAGAGAAGCUUUUGUAGACACUAACCAGUAGUAGGAUUAGCAGCCAGGUACCCCCCAUCGAGGAGAUUAUCUGCCUUGUUUGUGGUUUUAAGUGACACGGACAAGUACUGUGCUAGUGUGCAUCAAAAUUCUUGAGUCGAUACAUGACCAAAAAUCGUGACCAGAACUGGAAAAUACAAUUUCUGGGAAAAAUUGCCAUAGUAGAUUUGCUGUGCUAGAUAAACACCUGCAUGUGUCACUUCCUGUUGAUUUUGGGUCACUUCCUGUACAUUUUUGGGCAUUCUGUGUCACUUCCUACACAUGUUUAUAAUUUUAGGGCAUUAUUGGUGAGUUCAUCUGCACUUUGAGUCAUUCCACGUCAUUUCCUAUAUAUUUUUGAUAACUUCUUGUUGAUUUUUGUGCAUUUCUUCAAACCAAGAUCAUUUGAACCUACCUAAUUGCAUCAUGUUGUUUACCAUCUAUUUUGCUAGCUGUCCUGUGUCUUUAAUUCAGGACCGAUGGAAAAUAUUUUCCCCUUAUCACGAGGAACUCAAGAAACAAUUGGCCUUAUUCAUUAGAUUUUCAGUCCUCCGAAGCAUGUUGAGAUGUCAAAAUAUACAGACAGUGACCACGGAAUGCACCAAAAUCAAUAGAAAGUAACCCAAAAUCAAUUGGAAGUGCCCCAAAAUCUACAGGAAGUGACCCGUAUGUACUUGUAAGGCACUCCGACAGACAAGUGGGCCUCAUUACAGAGCAUUAGCUCAGCUGAGAGGAUUGAGGAUUAGCUAGCUCUGCAACCAACUGGAAAGAUACGUCAACCGUCCAAUGACUAUUUUGUACAAUUGUUUUUUGUAAUUUUUCCCUAAAUAUGUAUAUUUUUAUUAAAUGUGCAGUAUGUUCUAAAAAAAAAAAGGAAACUGAAUUAAUUAGCAUUUUCUUUUUGGUACAUUUCUUAGAGUUUAAGGUACAGGUGUUAAAAUCGUGACACGUGGUCCAAAUCCGGCCCGCUUUUCAUUUUGUGUGGCCCGCAAAAGUAAAGCACGUUUUCUUUGCUCAAGUUCAAUUUUAAAUGUAAUUUCUCUUGUCGUUAUUAAAACAUUGAAGACUACAGAUAUGUGAAUAUUUACUGUUAUGUAUUUUUUUAAUUUAAUGUAUAUAUAAUAUAUAUAUACACAGAGGCGUAGCAAGGGUCCCCGGGGGCCCCAGGCAACAAGCAACAUGGGGCCCUUCGAGCGUGCGCAAGUAAGGGGGACAGUUGGACUUGGAGCAAUAGCAUAUUUAAUAAAAGUAUAAUAACGCCUCGGUCUCAUAAAGCGCUUUUUAGGACACUCAAAGUUCCCGGCUUCUACUACAUUAGGACAUAAAACUACAGUAACAUAGUACACUCACCACUGUCAUGCUUCCUUUUCUCCUCUUCUGCUUUUUUAUUUCUUUUGUCGCUUCCACAAAGAUAAAAAAUAAAAAAAUAAAAUAAAAACAUUUAAA
This is a messenger RNA of Corythoichthys intestinalis (scribbled pipefish), 5663 nucleotides long. RefSeq names its product RecQ helicase-like (gene recql). The coding region runs from base 192 to 2480 and encodes 762 amino acids. The transcript is spliced from 15 exons. The record is from RefSeq and is a predicted model, not a curated record. Gene Ontology annotation, biological process: DNA replication; double-strand break repair via homologous recombination. Gene Ontology annotation, molecular function: 3'-5' DNA helicase activity; ATP binding; four-way junction helicase activity. Gene Ontology annotation, cellular component: cytoplasm; chromosome. NCBI's taxonomy places the organism in Eukaryota, Metazoa, Chordata, Actinopteri, Syngnathiformes, Syngnathidae.